AUGUCCCAUUCGCAAAAAUCUUUUGAUUUUAAUACAUCAUUUGGUCCAACCGCAUUUCCAAUCUCAUCAACUAUUUCACCGAUAAUGCCCUCACAAGAUUCAAAUCAAUAUUCAUACAUUGAUAAACAGAAAGCUAAUCCCAUCGUUUAUCUAAUCGAGACCGAAAAGGAAUAUAUAGAGGAUUUACGAUGCUUGCUUCAACAAGUCACAAAUAGUUGGAAUCAUUCUAAUCCUCCGCCACCAGAAUUGGAUGUCAUAUUUUGUAUUCUUAGCAAGAUUUAUCAUCGUAAUAACGAAUUCUGUUCGAGAUUAAUGCAAGUUGCAUCAUCACAACAAAUUGGCGAUGCUUUAAUGGAAUGGAUUGAAGAAAUGGAAGGACCAUAUGCUGAAUAUUGUCAGUGUUAUAGGCAAGGAAUUGAUUCAUGGCCUGAGAUUGAUAAUAAUUUAAAUUUACAGCAAGUCUUGAAUAAUAUAUCUGCACAAAGGAAUCAACCAGUGUCUUUAGACUUCUUCUUUGAAAUACCCCUCAAGAGAAUUCAUUAUUACAAAAAAUUAUAUAUGCGUACGAUUAAAAGUUUUGAACCUGGAUGGUCUGAUUAUGAUAAGUUCGCAGCCGCAAUCAAGCGUAUGGAUGAUCUAGUUGAAUUAGCAAAGAAAGCUAAAGAGUCGAACAGGCCGAGAAAUAAUAUUUCUUUGCCAGUCCCACAAACCGUAUUGCAUACGAUUAUUUCACCGCAAGGAGGUCCGACCAUUUCCGAAAUAACAAGUCCACAAAUUCCUUUAAAUUGGACUUUGACAGAGUUGGAAAGUCAACUUGAUACGUCACAAUCGUUAGAUGUUGUACUUACACCGCCUCAUCUCCCAUUUAAAAGGGAAAUAGUACAUCAUGAUGAUUUUAUAGUUAUACUUCAUGAUGGAGAUAGUUCUAAUGAUCACAGAGCCCAUGUGAAAGCUCAUUUAUUUUUAUUGACUGACUUGUUGUUAAUCUGCCAGCAAUUCACCCCAGAGGAAAGGGCAUUAAAUCCUUCAAAGGAGCUUAGGCUUUUAUAUCCACCAUUAAGCGGGAGACAUUUGAUGCUUAAUAAUUUAUACGACAAUAAAGAAUAUUUGUUGAAUCUUGUAGUUUUGCAAAAGGAACAUUUGGUUCUUCCAAGCACAAGACCUCAAGUUAAUGUAAACCCAUCACCUUCGAGAAAAGAGAAUAUUAAUAUCCAAUUAUCAGUACAAGAACCUUUAAGAGAUUUUUCACCACCUAAACAAAAGCUUGGUCUUCCAUCAAGCCCACUAUCAAAUGACGCACCGUUACCGCGUUCAUCAUCUCCUCAAGAUAAAAAUAUCAGCGCACCAAAUUCUAGAGAUAAUUCCCGGGCAGGAGAAAAUCAAGAGAGAUUGAAAUCACCUAAACUUAGUCGAUCUAAUUCAAUGACGUCAUUGUCCUCAGUUUCCAGUAUUGGGUCAUUUACAGAAACGAUCCAUCAAACACCUCCAUGUGAGGUAAAUCGUUGGUUUGAUGGAGAAUGGAUUCCUUUAACUAAAAGUGACAAAUGUAUUGUAGAAAUAAAGAUGACAAGUUCAAAUAUUCCAUGUUGGGCUGUUCUAUUAAAAUCAAGUGGGCGUAUGGUUCUUAAUGCAUGGAUACAUCCCACAACUUCUUUACACAGGGAAUCUCCAUGUUCAAUAAGUGUAGCAUGUGAAAUGGGAAUGGUCAAAGAGUUUUAUAGGAUGACAUUACAAAAUUCGAUUGACUCGGAUAAAUUAUUUUCGGACUUUUUAAGAAUGAAGAAUUUUGGACCAAAUAAUACUCUGCCCGUACCAGGGCUUAUAUCUCGAUCAUCAUCAUUACAAAAUAAUCGACCGAUUCAACCAAUGAAAGAAAUUGAACAAACGAUGACAGAUGUUAUGGAUUCAAGGGUUAAAUUAUUUUUACAAAGUGAUCAUGGAAUUUGGACAAAUUUGGGUUGGGGAAAUAUGAUCCUGUCAUUGGAAACCCCUUCACAUCGCAAACGAAUUACUAUUCUAUCAGGGAAGAAUUCUAAACUAGUUGAUAGUUUUAUCGAAGACACGGGCGUCGGAAGAGUAGGCAAAUCUAGUGUUACCUUUAAAAUUAAUAAUGUAGGUGCUCCUACUCCUAUUAUUUAUAUGAUGCAAAUGAAAGAUGAUACAAUUGCAACGAAAGCUUUCGACAUUAUGAAAACUGCACCAAAAUCAUAA
Molecule: messenger RNA, 2211 nt
Organism: Funneliformis mosseae
Lineage: Eukaryota; Fungi; Glomeromycota; Glomeromycetes; Glomerales; Glomeraceae
Source: the annotation of a GenBank genome assembly